AUGGGUGACGGCUCUGAUUACCCUAGUCCAAGAAGCGAAGGUCCUGGAGGUCCUACAUCUGUUCUCAUCACUGCUCAGGAUACUCUAUCUCCCAUUCCGAAGAUGGCCGAUCAACUGUCUCCCAAUUUCAUGGAAGGGGCUCGUCCGCGACUGUCGGUGAGGCGAGCGCGCGAUCCGCCCAAGAACGCUGUCGGUCAGAUUUAUUGUGACCAUGCAGAGUGUCAAGCGAGCCCUCCGACCUUUCGACGUCCCUGCGAAUGGAACAAGCACAUGGACAAACAUGACCGCCCUUACAAGUGUCAAGAACCUGGAUGCGACAAAAUCCAAGGGUUCACAUACUCUGGCGGUCUCCUGCGGCACCAGCGCGAGGUGCAUAAGAAGAACAUCAACGCCAAGAAACCUCUGAUGUGUCCAUAUCCUGACUGCAACCGCAGCACAGGAAACGGAUUUACGCGUCAAGAAAACUUAAAAGAGCAUCUUCGCCGUCGCCACAUGCAUACUGAGAACGGGCAUGCGCCAGAACUCGCCAUUGUGCCAUCGCCUGAUUUGGAUGGCACUGCCGUGCUGCAGAAUGCUUCGACCACCAUGAAGCGAAAGCACGACUCGAUUGAUGACGACCCUUCCAUCAUAUUCCCGGAGGAUGGCGAGAAUGGUGUCGACCUGCGCAGCGAACUGAAGAGACUGCGCCGCGAAGUCCAAGAGAAGGAUCGCCGGCUAGAAGAGCUUGAGCGCGUUGUCGCGGGGCUGCAGCAAGUGAUCCCGCAAACCGCAGCCACCCAGGGAUAA
Aspergillus ochraceoroseus IBT 24754 is the source of this 786-nucleotide messenger RNA. Its product is annotated as putative C2H2 transcription factor. Gene Ontology annotation, cellular component: nucleus. The record is from RefSeq and is a predicted model, not a curated record. NCBI's taxonomy places the organism in Eukaryota, Fungi, Ascomycota, Eurotiomycetes, Eurotiales, Aspergillaceae. The coding region runs from base 1 to 786 and encodes 261 amino acids. The transcript has 2 exons. Gene Ontology annotation, biological process: regulation of transcription by RNA polymerase II.